AUGCCCAGCGUCCCACUCCACCCUCCCUCCGCGCCAUCGGCCACUGUGCUCGGCGUCGAAAACCCGCUGCCACAGCUUUUGCAGACGCCCUCGGGCCUAGCCAUGCUCGAGAUCCAAGGCACCAUUCACUCGUCUGCCGCACAGCCCGAUCCCGAUGCUGUUCCGUCGUCCGACACCCACAUGCCCGUGGGCAAGCUCGUCUUUCCCCACUACUCGCCCAAUGACCCGGUCGAGAACAAAGCCUGGAUGAAGCGUGUCCAUAUGUAUGUCGGCAAGCAUCAGCGCAUGACGGGCGAGGUCAAGGAGCUCCCGAAGCCCGUGGCAGUCAUUCGUCGCAGGCCGGGUACGAGUGAGGAGGAUGGACAAGAGGAAUUGGAGAUCGUCGACAUAGUCCGCCACAAGAUCAUCUUCUCGUCUCGUCCGGAGCCGGUGAGCGGCAGCUGA
Diplodia corticola is the source of this 444-nucleotide messenger RNA. RefSeq names its product sister chromatid cohesion protein ctf8. The coding region runs from base 1 to 444 and encodes 147 amino acids. Gene Ontology annotation, biological process: mitotic sister chromatid cohesion. NCBI's taxonomy places the organism in Eukaryota, Fungi, Ascomycota, Dothideomycetes, Botryosphaeriales, Botryosphaeriaceae. The record is from RefSeq and is a predicted model, not a curated record. The transcript has a single exon. Gene Ontology annotation, cellular component: Ctf18 RFC-like complex.